GACUUUCUGGUUUUUGGGACAGACGUUAAAACAUUUUGCAACCUUUUGCUUUGACAAAUCCUCAAGAAGAAGCUGAGGAAUGGUUUUGACUUUUGAAAGAUCAUCGAUUCUCCCACAAUUUGUGUCUGCGAGGUUUGAUGAAUAGAUUAGUUAAAAUGGAAAUUUCAAGGGUGUUAAGAGAACUCUUAAAGAAAGUUUGUGCGAAGAUGAAUACACUUGAAUACUGGAGGAAGGCAGUCCUCUUAGUUUGUGUGGCUGCUUUGGGGAUUGACCCUUUAUUUCUCUUUGUCCCUGUGAUUGAUUCUCCUAGAUUCUGCUUCACUUUCGACAAGAAGCUUGGAGUAGUAGUUUCUGUCCUCCGUACCUUCAUUGAUACGCUAUAUGUGAUUCACAUCAUUUUUCAUUUCAUCACCGAGCUUAUUACUCCUCGUUCUCAAGUAUCUUUAAGAGGCGAGCUGAUCAUACAUUCUAAGGCUAUCAAGAAAAGACACUUCCUGUUUCACUUCGUUGUUGACAUUCUUUCUGUUCUCCCCAUUCCUCAGAGACCUUGUAGGUUGUGGUUCUUACUCUCAUGCAACGGUCUGACUCACUGGUGUCAAAAGAAAUACUGAAAUGGAUUAUACUUUCUCAGUAUAUACCAAGAAUCAUUCGCAUCUAUCCAAUUUUCAAAGAAGUGACAAGGGCCUCCGGUACAGUAGCAGAAACAAAGUGGAUUGGAGCUGCUUUCAACCUUUUCCUCUACAUGCUCCACAGUUAUGUGUUUGGGGCAUUCUGGUACUUGAGUGCGAUAGAAAAGAAAAACAAAUGUUGGCGCGAAGCGUGUGCUAAGAUAUCCGGAUGCAACAUAACGAAUCAGUAUUGUGGUCGAGGUGGCGGAGAAGGAAACGGUCGUUAUCUGAAAACGUCAUGCCCGUUAAUUGAUCCUGAUCAAAUCACAAGCUCCACAGUCUUCAACUUUGGUAUGUACAUUGAUGCAUUGAAGUCAGGGAUCGUAGAGGUAAAGCCAAGGGACUUUCCGAGGAAGUUCUUCUACUGCUUUUGGUGGGGUCUCAGACAUAUUAGUGCUUUAGGCCAAAAUCUGAAGACAAGCAACUCUGUAGGGGAUAUCAUUUUCGCUAUCAUCAUAUGCGUCUCUGGUUUACUCUUGUUUGCUGUGCUCAUUGGAAAUGUUCAGAAGUACUUGCAAUCAACUACGAUUAGAUUAGAUGAAAUGGAGGAGAAAAAGAGAGACACAGAAAAAUGGAUGUCGACACGGAUGCUACCAGAGUAUCUCAAGGAACGCAUUAGGAGAUACGAGAAUUACAAAUGGCGAGAAACUAGAAGCAUCGAAGAAGAAGCUUUUCUCCGCAACCUUCCACAAGAUCUAAGACUCGAGACCAAACGCCAUCUCUACCUUACUCUGUUAAACAAUGUCCCUUGGCUCAACAUCAUGGAUGAUGGUUGGCUACUACAAACAUUGUGCGAUCGAGUAAAGUCUGCAUUUUACUCGGCGAAUAGCUAUAUAGUGAGAGACGGUGACCCCAUUGGGGAAAUGCUUAUUGUAACGAGAGGCAGAUUGAAAAGUAUUUCCGGAUCUAGUGAAAUAACCGGCUACUAUGAUUCAUCUUACCUCCAAGCAGGCGACAUAUUUGGAGAUCUUCUCUUUUGGGUUCUUGAUCCACAUCCUUCUUCUGGCCUCCCAACCUCAAAUAGAACAAUAUUAACUAUGACCGAUGUUGAAGGGUUCAUUCUCUUGCCUGAUGAUCUCAAGUUUGUAGCUUCCCAUUUCAAUCGUUUUCAUAGCACCAAACUCAAACAUAUGUUCAGGUUCUAUUCUGCACAUUGGCGGUCAUGGGCGGCAUGCUUUAUACAAGCAGCAUGGAGGGAACAUUUCAAAAAGAAGCUUUCGAAGAUCUUAGACACUAAAAGAGAACAUAAGCAAAUUUCACAAGGCAAGCAACUCAAUAUUGGAGCAAGUCUCUACGUGUCUAGAUUUGUGUCCAAGGCUUUGCGAAAACGACGGGAAAAUGCAGCAUAUUGUUCUAGCUCUUUGCAUAUGUUACCCCAUGUACUGCACAAGCCAGCUGAUCCUGAGUUUUCAAAGUAACCAACAUAGUUUUUAAUUUAAAGGAAAUGAGAUAGAGGAGUGAAGACUCAUCGCUCGCCACGUACCUUAUUACAAUUUAUUACCCAUGUAAGCCAUUACAACUCUCUAGUUAUUGGGCAUGAGUGACAUCACACACUUUAGUUAUGUGGUCGUGUGCAAUUUAGGUAAGAAAGAAUUGCAGAUA
Molecule: messenger RNA, 2270 nt
Organism: Eutrema salsugineum
Lineage: Eukaryota; Viridiplantae; Streptophyta; Magnoliopsida; Brassicales; Brassicaceae
Product: probable cyclic nucleotide-gated ion channel 12
Exons: 8
Coding region: 572-2086 (504 amino acids)
Biological process (GO): transmembrane transport; monoatomic ion transport
Cellular component (GO): membrane
Molecular function (GO): monoatomic ion channel activity
Source: RefSeq, a predicted model, not a curated record